Tetrahymena thermophila SB210 is the source of this 969-nucleotide messenger RNA. RefSeq names its product transmembrane protein, putative. The transcript is spliced from 4 exons. Lineage: Eukaryota; Ciliophora; Oligohymenophorea; Hymenostomatida; Tetrahymenidae. The record is from RefSeq and is a predicted model, not a curated record.
AAUUAAUUUAUAAAAAAAUAAUGAAUUCUCUUUACUAUAAAUAGUUUUUUUUGUUCUACUUUUAGCUUUCUCAUUUUUAUCUUGGAAAUUGCUAACACGGCACCUAAGCUCAAAAUAAAAUAUGCACGAAUGUUCUAUCAAACUCCAUAAUACCUCAACACAAAUCAAUCAAAAAUGCGCAAAACUAUAAAAAUCAAUUUGGAUUUUUGUAUCCUUUUCUAUCUGGUCUCUUUGGCUCUUUAGCAGGCACUUGUGGAAAAGUAACAUUUUAAGAUGAAGACUACUUUGCUUUCACUAAUAGCUAUUUAAAUUUAUCUGUGAGAGGAGCUGGUUUAGUUUUAGUUUUAUUUUUCAAUCAAUUAAUGAUGAAAUUCUUGUUAAACUCUUUCCAAUUAAAUGGCGCUACAUUAACAGUGCUACUAUCUUUCAUAUUCAACUCAGCAUCAAAUUGUUUUGUUGGCUAUUUUAUUUAUAAUGAAAGUAUUUCUAUGAGAUGGGGUCUUGGAAUGCUCUUUAUUAUGAUUGGAGUUCUCCUUCUUUCUGAUAAAAACAAAUUAGAAGCAAAGGAAGAAAAAUAAGAAAAAGACACAAAAAGCGAAAAUGCAAAUCCCUCUAACAAAUAGAAAGAUAAACAAAAGAAAGAUAAUAAAAAAACCUAAUGAAUAAAUUAUUCAAAAAUAUAAAAUAUUUUUUAUAAAAAUUAAAAUUUCUUAUGUUCAUUAAAAUUAGAUUGAACUUUUAAAAAAUCUUUUAAAAGAUACUUAAUCUGAAUAAUAAUCUAUAAAAAUAAAUAUUCAUUUCUUUUAAAACUAAAAUAUAUAAAAUAUUUUCUUUCUCUUUAUAUUCAUUUAAAUAGUUAGUUGCUUACAAUAAAUAUCAAAAGUGAGUAUUUUGAAUUAGAGUAAAAUUAUUUCAGAAAAUAUUAUUAAUUAUUUUUAAACUUAAAUGGUACAUGAUAUAAAUAGUCAG